Molecule: messenger RNA, 1398 nt
Organism: Cyprinodon tularosa
Lineage: Eukaryota; Metazoa; Chordata; Actinopteri; Cyprinodontiformes; Cyprinodontidae
Exons: 3
Coding region: 412-1398 (328 amino acids)
Source: RefSeq, a predicted model, not a curated record
GAACUUGUUUAACUUAAUGUUAUUCAAUGUUUAGUUCAUUUACUGAGGCCACCUAGUGGCAAAUGUUAUAAUUGUGUGUAUUGCUAGUUCACAAACGCCAUCUUGUGGUCACUUUUAUUACUACAACUUGUUUACCAGAAAGGAAGAAAGCCUGUUCAUCCAUUUGCUCUGAAAGAAGCAGUUUUUGUUGUGUUUUCUUUAAUCUAAGUGCAAAACGGCAUCGUCUUUUUACACGAUUCUCAUUAAACCCUGCUAAAGAACCUAAUGCAGUGCUUCUUGGUGGACGAAUGGGAAAGUGUUUAGCUACCUGUAUAGCUGAGUUACUGCUGAAGGCCACAGUGCUUAGCGAGGCCAGGACAGUAAAAAGACGUCCCAUGCAGAAGAGACAAAGAAAAAGACAACGUCUGAGCCAUGGACAACAAAGGUAAUGAACAGAAGGCAAGUGAUGUGCUAUCAAAUAAGGACAUGGAUAUAGAUACAGUGUACCACGUCCGUUCUGUAGCCUCACGGUCAUCUACAUGCUCCUCUGUCAGUUUGGCUGCAGCUAAAGCAAGAGCUAAGGCUGAAGCAGCUAAAGCUAAACUGGAGUUUCAUGAAAAAGAGACACAUAUUCAGAUUGAGAAGGCAAAACUUGAAGCAUCACUGCGUGCACUCACUCUCCAAAGGGAACUUACAGCUGCUAAUGCUGAAGCAAAAGUAUUUGAGGCAGUAGCAGCAGACAUAGAGGAAGGAAAAUACAGCGAGACAUCUGAGCGCAGUCCUGUAGCCAAACAAACACUGAAAAGGACAGAAGACUAUGUAAAAGAGCAGUCAUCUUACUUCAGUCAGUACAACUACAAGGAUCAGGGGGCUCACUCACACCCACCUAACACUAUACCCAAUGCUGUUAACAUGCAACAAUAUACAGUACCUGUGCCUGCUGCUGUAACCACGCAACAAUAUGCAGCCUCAGAUGAAUUUAAGUCUCUUCCCAUUCAUCAGCCAGACAUGACAGGAGGACACAUUAAACAAUCCCCCAACUUCAACUCUUACCACAGAGGUGACUCAAUGCACAAUGUUAAUGUGAAAACUGAUGUUCCUACCUUUAACGUAAAUUCAGGAAAUCCCACAUUUGAUCUGGCAAGGUUUUUAGCACGCAGCCAAGUCAUAACAUCUGGUCUGGUCAAAUUUGAUGAUACUGCAGAACAUUAUCAAGCAUGGCGAGCUUCAUUCAUCAGUGCUAUAGAACCACUAGGGCUGACACCUAGUGAAGAAGUUGAUCUGAUGGUGAAGUGGCUUGGCAAGGAGUCAAGUGAGCAUGCGGCCAGAAUAAGAGCAGUUAAUAUUAACCAGCCUAUGGAUGGACUAAAAUCAAUAUGGGCAAGACUGGACAAAAUACACUAUAUUGCCAAAAUAUGA